Messenger RNA from Chrysemys picta bellii (western painted turtle), 4208 nucleotides. RefSeq names its product ral guanine nucleotide dissociation stimulator like 1 (gene RGL1). Gene Ontology annotation, cellular component: plasma membrane. Lineage: Eukaryota; Metazoa; Chordata; Testudines; Emydidae. Gene Ontology annotation, molecular function: guanyl-nucleotide exchange factor activity. Gene Ontology annotation, biological process: positive regulation of GTPase activity; Ras protein signal transduction. The record is from RefSeq and is a predicted model, not a curated record.
GUAUCAGGAAACUAAGAUAAAUUUCAGAGGCUUAGCACAAUGUCAAAGGGUCUUUAAGCAUUGAAAUAUUAUUUUAUAGUAACUUUAUAUAUGGUGGAGCUUAGAAAAGGGAGUUUAAAUUCAUAAGCAUAAACAGGAAAACCUUACAUCACAGUAUGUGUGUGUGGUGGGGGAGGAGUCUCUCCCUCUCUCUCUCUCUCACUCCCAGCACACCACUCACAGUUCUUUGUGGUCAUGAAUUGACUGCAGAACCCAAGCAAUAGACGCAGAGUGGUGUCUACUGAGUUGAGAAAGUAUGUGAGAGGAUUGUAAAAGCUAUUUGCUUCAGAACAGGAUCCAUCAUGCCCCGUCGAUGUCCUGAAGAGGAAACUGAGAAUGAAAUUGCUUUGGAAAGCUAAAAUGAGCUCAAUUCAGGACGGGGGUGAAGAGGUAGAGGAAGGAGCUGUUUACCAUGUCACCCUCAAAAGAGUGCAGAUUCAACAGGCUGCCAAUAAAGGAGCAAGAUGGCUAGGGGUUGAAGGGGACCAAUUGCCUCCAGGACAUACCGUCAGCCAGUACGAAACAUGUAAGAUCAGAACAAUAAAAGCUGGCACUCUGGAGAAACUUGUGGAGAACCUGCUGACAGCUUUUGGGGACAAUGACUUUACCUACAUCAGCAUCUUUCUGUCAACAUAUAGGGGCUUUGCCUCUACUAAAGAAGUACUGGAACGUCUCCUCGACAGGUAUGGAAACCUGGAGACCUCAAACUGUGAAGAAGAUGGAAGCCAGAAUUCCUCAGAGUCUAAAACAGUGCUCAGGAAUGCAAUAGCCUCAAUCUUGAGAGCCUGGCUUGACCAAUGCUCUGAAGACUUCCGAGAGCCACCCAAUUACCCUUGUUUGCAGAAAUUGCUGGAUUACCUUAAACGGAUCAUGCCAGGCUCUGACCCGGAGAGAAGGGCACAAAACCUCUUGGAGCAGCUUCAGAAGCAAGAAGUGAAAAAUGAGAAUGGGUUCCAUAACACCUUCAGUUUCAGCCUUGAUGAGGAAGAGGAAAUGGAGACUGGUGGGCCAGAAGAGUUCUCUUUUUUCCCAGAAGACCUUGUGGCAGAGCAAUUAACAUACAUGGAUGCAAAGCUCUUUAAGAAAGUGGUGCCCCACCAUUGCUUGGGGUGCAUCUGGUCUCGGAGGGAUAAGAAAGAAAACAAACACUUGGCACCCACCAUCAGAGCCACCAUCUCUCAGUUCAACACAGUUACCAAAUGUGUCGUCAGCACCAUCCUGAAGGGCAAGGACCUCAAAACACAGCAGAGAGCCAAGAUCAUUGAGAAAUGGAUUCAUAUUGCACAUGAAUGUAGGAUCCUGAAGAAUUUUUCCUCCUUGAGGGCCAUUGUUUCAGCACUACAGUCCAACUCCAUCUACCGGUUAAAGAAGACCUGGGCGUCUGUUCCAAAGGACAGGAUGCUGAUGUUUGAAGAGCUGUCCGAUAUCUUCUCAGACCAUGACAAUUAUCUGACAAGUAGAGAGCUGCUAAUGAAGGAAGGAACAUCCAAGUUUGCAAAUCUGGACAGUAGUGUGAAAGAGAACCAGAAAAGGACCCAGAGGCGGCUUCAGCUCCAGAAAGAUAUGGGAGUCAUGCAGGGUACGGUCCCCUACCUUGGCACCUUUCUUACAGACCUGACCAUGCUUGACACAGCGCUGCAGGACUACAUAGAGGGUGGGCUGAUAAACUUUGAGAAGAGGAGACGGGAGUUUGAAGUAAUUGCCCAAAUUAAGCUCUUGCAAUCUUCCUGUAAUAGCUAUUGCAUGACGCCAGACCAAAAAUUCAUCCGAUGGUUCAGGAGACAGCGGCUGUUAACAGAGGAGGAGAGUUAUGGCCUCUCAUGUGAGAUAGAAGCAGCUGUUGACACUAACACCACAUCACCGAAACCUCGGAAGAGUAUGGUGAAGAGACUCAGCUUACUGUUUCUGGGAGCAGAUGUGAUUACCAAUAGCACACCCACCAAAGAGCAGCCCAAAUCUACUCCAAGUGGGAGCUCUGGUGAAAGCAUGGAUUCUGUCAGUGUAUCAUCGUGUGAGUCGAACCACUCUGAGGGUGAAGAAGUCUGCAUCACCCCCAUAGACACUCCUGAUGAGCCUCAGAAAAAGCUCUCUGAAUCCUCCUCCUCUUGUUCCUCUAUCCAUUCCAUGGACACGUCUUCCUCAGGGGUGUCAUCUUUAACCAACACUAUCUCACCCCCUCCUUCCUUAACCUCCAAUCCCAAGAUCCACAAGCGCUCCAUCUCCGUCACAUCCAUUACCUCAGCAGUAUUGCCUCCUGUUUACAACCAGCAGAAUGAAGACAUGUGCAUCAUCCGGAUCAGCAUAGAAGACAACAAUGGCAAUAUGUACAAGAGUAUCAUGUUGACUAGCCAAGACAAGACUCCGGCUGUCAUUCAGAGAGCUAUGUCAAAACACAACCUGGAGGCUGACCCAGUCGAGGAUUAUGAACUUGUUCAGGUCAUCGCUGAGGACAAAGAGUUAGUCAUCCCCGACAGUGCUAAUGUAUUUUAUGCCAUGAACAGCCAAGUGAACUUUGACUUCAUCCUACGGAAAAAAAACUCCCUUGAUGGGCAAGUGAAGAUGCGGAGCCGAUCUAGUUUGACACUUCCCAGAACUGCCAAAAGGGGGUGCUGGACUAACAGACAGAGCAAAAUCACACUUUGAAGAGAAUGAGCUAACACAAAGGAGAUUUGGUUUAGAGAAAAGAAAAGACCUUUGAUACCAUCCAGUAUUACAAAGUCACGGAAGAUGAAGGUGUCAGUGUUUGACUUUGGAAAGAUUUGAGACUGGAAUGCAAAGUGUGCAUUCACUAUAGAUACAGAUAGAGAUGAACAUCGAGAGAGAGAGAGAGAGAUUUAUGGGACAGUCACUAUGGAAAUAUAUUUUGCACAUUGGCCUAGGAAGGUGAGGUCACAUAUACAGGGAAAAAUGGAAUUGCCAACCAAUCUUGUCUUAAGAAUUCCACAUAAGCUAAAUCUCCUCCUUGGAAAACAGAUUCUCCUUUGUGCCAGUAUUACCUAGAACAAGAACUUUAAAUUUAUUUUUAUACAUUGGAGAAGAAAACUGUUGCAAUUAAAUUCCACCUGAAUCAAGCAGGAGGAUCUGAGCAGCCGUCAGCUGAAUGAUAACACCGAUUUCCAAAGGGUGUGGAUGAGUUGAUGGCUGCUAGUUCCUCACCCUGUCUGACAAGUGUUGCCUCCAGGAGGCUUUCAUGUCUGUGAAGAAGAAAGGAGGGUUGAGCCCCUCCCAAAACCCUAGUCUAGAGACACAAGGAAGAAUUCAAUUGUGUGCACGUAGGUUGGUUUCACAGAACUGACAAACAUUUUUUGCAGUUGUUCAAAGCCAGAAAAUACAUUUUGGGGUUUUUCCAAAGAACAUUAAGAAAAUGGGCCAUGGUUGCUUUUGGAUGAAUGUCAUGUUUUGUUAAUGAGCAAGGCAAGGAAACUCAACCAACGUUACUUCUCUGGACCUUGUUCACAUCUUAAUGCCACUACAGUGUGUUCUUCCUUAGGCUUACCUAAUCUGUUUAACAGGAAUCAAGGCCUUUUGCAUGUACAGUUGCAAGUUCUCCAAAUUCACUGAUGUACCUCGUUGUAAUGUGCAAUCCCUCUUCAGGUGCAGAACUCUACAUUAAUCCACAUUGAUUCAGUGAGAGGCAACUAUAUUAUUUUGUGUUUUAAAAGUGGCAUAAGACAGACAUGUUUAUUAUUCAGUGCCCAAAAUUACCACAGAUCUUAUAAACUUGUAGCAUUAUUAUACAUAAUCUUCAACCACCACCCUCUCUUAUAUGCUUCUAUUAACUGAAUAGUUUCCUGACAUGGUACAUCCUUCCAGAUGGAAUAGAGAAUUUAACCUUCUGAAAAGGCUCCCAUAGCUGCUAUUCUCUGUGAAACUUUAAAUGACGCAUUUCUUAACUCGAAGAUACAAGUCUCCCUUCAGAACACAUGCAUAAUUAAAAGGUCACAUAAAAGAUUUUAAUUGAAAGCCAUAAAUGACACAUUGGAUUGUAAGCAACACUCACAGAACAGAUUGUCUUUUCAGAAUACUAAAGUUGGUUAAAAUUAACUCAGAUCUUGAAUUUUAUACAAGUCUGGAGCAUGUUUUACCAGUUCUGUAGCACUGAUUGUCAAAGCUGGGCCUAGAUUCCAUUACCAAAUAGCCAUGAUGUACCAAUAAAUGUCUUAAAUGGU